Messenger RNA from Hyla sarda, 2688 nucleotides. RefSeq names its product TraB domain containing 2B (gene TRABD2B). Lineage: Eukaryota; Metazoa; Chordata; Amphibia; Anura; Hylidae. Gene Ontology annotation, biological process: negative regulation of Wnt signaling pathway. The record is from RefSeq and is a predicted model, not a curated record. The transcript is spliced from 7 exons. Bases 1 to 1473 code for a protein of 490 amino acids. Gene Ontology annotation, cellular component: organelle membrane. Gene Ontology annotation, molecular function: Wnt-protein binding; metalloendopeptidase activity.
AUGUUGUGGAAUUGCACUUUUGUAUGUUAUCAGCAAGAAGAGCUGAACUCUUUCCUAUGGACCAUCAAGAGGAAUCCACCUGCUUAUCUCUUUGGAACCAUCCAUGUGCCCUAUACCAGAGUAUGGGAUUUCAUACCCCAGAACUCCAAGAAGGCGUUUCAGGAUAGUAGCAAUGUCUACUUUGAGUUGGACCUUACAGAUCCCUACACCAUCUCGGCUCUGGCCAGCUGUCAGAUGUUACCCCAAGGGGAGAACCUGCAGGACGUUCUGCCCAAGGACCUGUACAGGAGACUCAAGAGGCACUUGGAGUACGUCAAGUUGAUGAUGCCCCAUUGGAUGACCCCGGACCAGAGGGGCAAAGGGCUCUACGCUGACUACCUGUUCAACGCCAUCGCUGGCAACUGGGAAAGGAAGAGACCUGUGUGGGUGAUGCUUAUGGUCAACUCCUUGACGGAGGCAGAUAUAAGAUCUCGGGGGGUCCCGGUUCUGGAUUUAUAUUUGGCGCAGGAAGCCGAUAGGAUGCGGAAGAAGACCGGCGCUGUGGAGAGGGUAGAGGAGCAAUGCCAUCCUCUGAACAGGCUGAACUUGUCCCAGGUUUUAUUUGCUUUAAACCAGACAUUGCUGCAACAUGAAAGUCUACGGGCAGGAAGCUUUCAAGCCCCCUACACGACUGAAGAUCUCAUAAAGCAUUAUAACUGUGGAGACCUCAACACCGUCAUCUUCAACCACGAUUCUUCACAGGUCCCAAAUUUUAUUAACACCACUCUACCGCCACAUGAACAGGUCACAGCUCAGGAAAUAGAUAUCUACUUCAGACAGGAGCUUAUAUAUAAAAGGAACGAAAGGAUGGCCCGCAGAGUGAUGGCUCUACUGCGAGAAAAUCGGGAGAAGAGUUUCUUUUUUGCUUUUGGUGCAGGUCAUUUCCUGGGAAAUUAUACUGUGAUUGAUGUUCUGAAACAAGGAGGAUAUGAGGUUGAGCACACUCCUGCAGGGCAAAGCUUUACAAACUCCAAAUCGGAAGCCAACUCUGAAGACCAGGGGACAGACACCCCUUCAUUGAAGUAUUUUGACCAUAUGCCAUCCACCUCAUCUUUCCCCAAUGAUCCUGAUGAUGAGAUGUUGCCACCGCACCUCCUAUUACCAGACAGCAUUAGCCAAUUAGAAGAAUUCGGGAAGCAGAACAAUUGGCACAGGAAACACCACAGAAGCCAUCGCAGGCGGCAGUUCAAUGACCUCUGGGUCAGGUUGGAUGACAGCACAACCACGUUGCCUUCAAGUACUAGAACCGUCAAUGAAGAGGAAACUGCAGAGUCGAUCAUGUGGCUUUCCAACCGGGAUGACCAGUCUGACGUGUAUGUGGAGCUGAUGAACGUUCAGAGCGGCGCAGCACACGCACAUGGCCUGCCUCUACCUAUCGUCCUGCCUGUUCUGUUAACUGUAUAUAUAUACACAGUGAUGAGAACUGCAUCCUGACAGUAUACGGAUCUAGUCUCUACAACCCUCACCGGAUAAUCCUGCUUUGGACAUAGUCUGGAUGAACUUUCAGUGAGAAGAAGAAGAAAAUAAUUCAAACGCGAUCAAUGCAACUUAGUGAAAAAUAAGAGUAUUCUUGGGAAGGGAAACAAAAAUAAGUGUUGUGUCUAUAUACUUUGCUUUCUUAUACCAAACUUGUGCCUAAUAUCAAUGGGGGCAUCAUUUAUUUUGGGCUACACCCUCGUUUAAGAUAUGGUAUCUUAGAAAAGUACUCGCAAUCGGUCAUGUUACUGGUGAUUGUGUCUUCAUUGAUGGUUGAACCACCCACAAAUGGUGUCUUUCACCCCCAGAACUUAUCCUGAGGCUCCCAAGCCCCUAUGCAAGAUAUGUAACAGGGUCCCUCCCCCAACAAAGAUGGGCUACAGCCCCAUUCUAGACAUAAGUGCUAGGAAUUGGUCAUGUUCCUGGUGAUUGUGUCUUCACUGAUGGUAGAACCACCCACAAAAUGGUGUCCUUCAUCCCCAGACUUAACCUAAAGCCCCAUGGAGUCCCCCCCAACUAUGAUGGGCUACAGCCUCUUUCCAUCCAGUAUCUUCCAUAAAUGCCAUGAAUCAGUCAUGUUACUGGUGAUUGUGUUUCCAUUGAUGGCAGAACUACAUUUCUUUUAAGCUACAGACAAGGUGAAGACAUAAGCUCUUAUACAAGUAUUAGUAAUCACUCAUGUUAGUGGGGAUUGUGUGUUUAUUGAUGCUAGAACCAACCACAAAAUUGUGUCCUUCAUCCCCAGACUUAACCUAAAGCUCCUUAGUCCCAAUUCAAGAUAUGUAACAGGGUCCCAUCUCCAACUAUUAUGGGCUACAGCCUCAUUCAAGACAUGAUAUCUUCCAUAAGUGCUAGGAAUCAGUCAUGUUACUGGUGAUUGUGUAUUCAUUAAUGGUAGAACCACCCACAAAGUUAACCUGAAGCUUCGUGGCUCCAGUGCAAAAUAUGUAACAGGGUUCCCCUAACCAUGACUUAUAAUCUUGAUGUGACUAUUGGGCAGCUGGACCUAGGUGACACUGUACCUCUAGCUAGUGUUAUUAUAUGCACUGUUCCGAAAAAUGAAUUAUAGAAAAGGGUUGUCUGAGAAUUUAAGAACUAAAACUACCUACAGGAAAUGGUAAAAGCAAAAAAUAAAGAAAUCAACUGGAGCAUUGGCGCUGCACUGGCGAUUUG